Quercus lobata is the source of this 957-nucleotide messenger RNA. It is a transcript of the gene J8, whose product is annotated as Chaperone DnaJ-domain superfamily protein. The record is from RefSeq and is a predicted model, not a curated record. The coding region runs from base 286 to 762 and encodes 158 amino acids. The transcript has 3 exons. Lineage: Eukaryota; Viridiplantae; Streptophyta; Magnoliopsida; Fagales; Fagaceae.
CCCUGAUCUAAUCAAUAAUUCUAUAAUAAAGCUUCUCCGUUUGAAAAGGCGUUCUAUCCAUUAAUUUAUUCUAUUCAAGUUUCAACAAUCAUUGGUUUCGAAACCCACCAUUUCAAACCUCUCUGCCUAAGAAUUUAAUUAAAAUCCAUUUGCCGGUUCCUCCCAUUGGAUUCAUUUCCAAGCAAUAACCUUGCUGCUAAAAUUUUCCUCUAUUUAAAGCCAAAAAAAGAAGGAAGAUUUGGUGGUAUUGUGCUUUGAAAAAAAGUUUUUAUUUUUUAUUUAACAAUGGCCGCUGCUGCUGCUGGAAUUAUUGGUGGAAAUGGGUGUUCUUCUUCUUCCUCUUCUUCUUGGUUUAAGCUGAGAGAUAGGCAAAGGAAGAAGAAGAUGGCGAAUAGGGUUAUGUUUUGUUCUGCUUCUUCUGUGAUUGAUCCUUACAAGACUUUGAAAAUCCAACCUGGUGCCUCUGAAUCUGAUGUCAAGAAGGCUUUCAGACAGCUUGCUUUGCAGUAUCAUCCGGACGUAUGCAGAGGAAGCAAUUGUGGAGUGCAGUUUCACAAAAUCAAUGAAGCUUAUGAUGUUGUGAUGAGUAAUUUGAGGGAGGAAUCGAGUGUAUCGAAGAUGUAUGAGUCUUACUAUGAGGAGGAUGUUGAUGAGCCGAUGAGAGGAAUGGAUGAUCCUGAUUGGGAUUUGUGGGAAGAGUGGAUGGGAUGGGAAGGAGCAGGAAUUCGUGACUAUUCCUCUCAUAUUAAUCCCUAUAUUUAAACCUUCUAUUCUAAGCCUUUAUGCUUAUUGUAUUGUAUAUAUUUAAUCUUCAUCCUCUGUAUAUAUCAAUGUUAUCUAUCCCGUUUUCUGAUUACUUAACCGGUGCCAAUCAUCCAUUUAUUCUACCUUCUCCUUAUCUCCACUCCGUUCCACUAAAUUCUGGCUAAUAUGAAACAAAUCAUUAUUUUGUUUUUC